Molecule: messenger RNA, 937 nt
Organism: Hyaloscypha bicolor E
Lineage: Eukaryota; Fungi; Ascomycota; Leotiomycetes; Helotiales; Hyaloscyphaceae
Product: HIT-like protein
Exons: 2
Coding region: 96-611 (171 amino acids)
Biological process (GO): nucleotide metabolic process
Molecular function (GO): catalytic activity
Source: RefSeq, a predicted model, not a curated record
CGAAGCCCUCACCACCAACAUCAGCGCAUGCGCCCCGCGCUUCAGCAACAACAACGUCCUCUCCUAGGACGUCUCCUCCCCAUUCCCUAUCCAGGAUGUCCUCCUGUCCCUUCUGUGACAUAGCAGCAAACUACCCACCCAAUACAUCCUUCGAAUCCAACCACGAGCGUGUGUCCCCUCCGGCUUUCGUCGUCCUGUCGACACCAUUAUGUAUGGCAUUCCUAGAUAUCAUGCCAUUAUCACCUGGACAUUUACUAGUUACCACGAGGAAGCAUCAUGGGAAGAUCAGUGAUGUGACGGAGGAGGAAGCGAGAGAAUUGGGAGCUUGGCUGCCCAGAUUGAGCAGAGUGCUUGCGAAUGUCACUGGUGUUUGGGAUUGGAAUAUUGUACAGAACAAUGGAGCCGCAGCGGCGCAAGUUGUUCCCCAUGUGCAUUUUCACAUCAUCCCUCGGCCGUCAUUAACACCGGAAUUACGGAAUAAAUCAUUUACAAUGUUUGGGAGAGGCCAGAGGAGUGAGAGGGAUGAUGACGAGGCUGCUGCAUUAGCAAGAAGUCUGAGGGAGGAAUUGGCGGGAGAAAUGGAGAGAAUACAAAAUAGGGAGAAGUUAUAGGGGCCAGGAAAUGGAAAUGGCACGGAGAUAUCGAGAUUGACUUAGAUGGGUUUUUAGAUCCGGGAGGUAGAUUUUGGUAGGAUAGAUCAAUGCUGCAUUUUCUGGCGUUGGGCUUGUAAACUGCUGUAGGAUACGAGUUCCUCCGAGAGGGCAGGGUCAUGUUGUUAAGCAAUUAAGGAGAUAUAGUCAGUGCUGGAUAAAUGCACUAUGUUCGUUCGGGACAAUGGCGGUGCACGAGUAUGAUGGACCAGUAGAGGACGAGUUUUCUGCGUGAGAGUUGUCCAGGAUCAAAAGGUCACCAGACGCAAUGCUAUCAUCAUGACCAG